CGCUCCUCAGCCCGCGCGGCGCGGGCGCGGCAUGAGCAGCAGCGGCACCGGCAGCGCCCGCAGCCCCUGAGCGCCCCGCACCGCCCGCGCCCCCCGCCAUGGAGCGCAUCCCCAGCGCGCAGCCCCCGCCCGGCUGCCUGGGCAAGCUGCCCGCCCUGGAGAGCGGAGACCUGCCGGGGCUGGACUUCGCGCACAUGUACCAGGUGUACAAGCCCCGGAGGGGCUUAAAGAGGAGCGAGGACAACAAGGAGACCUACAAGCUGCCGCACCGGCUGAUCGAGAAGAAGAGGCGCGACAGGAUCAACGAGUGCAUCGCGCAGCUGAAGGACCUGCUGCCCGAGCACCUCAAGCUGACGACUCUAGGGCACCUGGAGAAGGCUGUGGUUCUGGAGCUCACCUUGAAGCACGUGAAGGCACUGACCAAUCUUAUCGAGCAGCAGCAGCAGAAGAUCAUCGCUUUGCAGAGCGGUUUGCAGGCGGGUGACCUGUCAUCGAGAAACCUUGAUUCCAGCCAGGAAAUGUUUCGAUCCGGUUUCCAGAUGUGUGCCAAGGAAAUGCUGCAAUACCUGGCAAAGCACGAGAACGGCAAGGAGCUGAAGUCGUCGCAGCUGGUCAGCCACCUGCACCGGAUGGCCAGCGAGGUGCUGCAGGGCGGGGCCGCCCGCAAGGCCGGGGACAUCCCUCCCAAAAUGGACUUGAAGGAGAAGCCGGCGCCCCUGGGCGAGGGCCACGGGAAGAACUGCGUGCCCGUGAUCCAGCGGACAUUCGCUCACUCCAGCGGGGAGCAGAGCGGCAGCGACACGGACACGGACAGCGGGUACGGGGGAGAGCUGGAGAAAAGCGACUCCAAACCGGAGCAGCCCUAUUUCAAAAAGGAUACCGACCUCAAGUACGCUGUCCAGGAGAGAAUAAGCUCUAUUAAGCAAGAGACUGAGGACCCGCCGGCCAAAAGGAGCAGGCUGGAGUCGCCGCAGGACGAGGGCCCUUUUGGCAGUGACAUGAUGGGCUCUCCCAGCAGCUUCCUGGGCCCCCACGCUCACCAGCCUCCCCUGUGCCUGCCUUUCUACCUGAUCCCGCCGUCCGCCACCGCCUACCUGCCCAUGCUGGAGAAGUGCUGGUACCCAGCCUCAGUUCCUGUGCUGUACCCCAGCCUGCCGGCCUCUGCCGCAGCACUGACGGGCUUCAUGAACCCCGACAAAAUCUCCCCCCCUCUGCUGAUGCCCCAGAGACUCCCUUCUCCUGUACCGGCCCAUUCCCCCAUCGACUCCUCCGCUCUGCUUCAAGCUUUGAAGCAGAUUCCUCCUUUGAACUUGGAAACCAAAGACUGAGCGCAGUGUGACUGGUUUUUCUCUUUUUUUUUCUUUUGUUUUUUUGGUUUUUUUUUUUUUUUUAGUUUGAGAGACUGUUUCACUUUUAUAUAUUGGCUGGACUGAGGUGUGGGGAUGAGGUUCACUGUGUGUAGGAAGCUAAACCCCUUUUUCUCUGACUUGUCAGGUAGCUUGGAGAAGGAUGAAGGAUGCGCCCAAGUUAGCGAUUGACAACUACUUCCAAAAGAUUAAAGAAGGGUUUUGUGCUUGGCCCCUUCCCUUCUUCCCUCUCCACAUCUACAGAGUGGCAGUUGACUCGGUCAGCUGCGAAUCUAUUGCAAAGCUGUGAAGAAAUAUUCCAUUGGGCAGACCUGGUUUGAGGGUCUGCGAAUACAAAAUACGUGAACAUAAACCACGGUACUUCCCCGAGCGGCUCUGGAGGCAAUGGCCCUGCUGGCUCAUCUGAGCUGGACUGGUGCCCCAGUGACCCCGAGCGUGGGGGGGUGGUGGUGGCAAUGCCACCGUGGGCACAGGAGGAGCAGGGCAGCGGUCACUUCAGGGGUAGCAAUGUCACCAGGAGGAGCAGGGCAGUGGCCACUGUGAGGUGGUGGCAGUGGUGGCAAUGCCACCGUGGGCACAGGAGGAGCAGGGCAGUGGUCACUGGUGGUGGUGGCAGUGGUGGCAAUGCCACCGUGGGCACAGGAGGAGCAGGGCAGUGGUCACUGGUGGUGGUGGCAGUGGUGGCAAUGCCACCGUGGGCACAGGAGGAGCAGGGCAGUGGUCACUGGUGGUGGUGGCAGUGGUGGCAAUGCCACCGUGGGCACAGGAGGAGCAGGGCAGUGGUCACUGGUGGUGGUGGCAGUGGUGGCAAUGCCACCGUGGGCACAGGAGGAGCAGGGCAGUGGUCACUGGUGGUGGUGGCAAUGCCACUGUGGGCACAGGAGGAGCAGGGCAGUGGUCACUGGUGGUGGUGGCAAUGCCACCAUGGGCACAGGAGGAGCAGGGCAGUGGUCACUGGUGGUGGUGGCAAUGCCACUGUGGGCACAGGAGGAGCAGGGCAGUGGUCACUGGUGGUGGUGGCAAUGCCACCGUGGGCACAGGAGGAGCAGGGCAGCGGUCACUGCCUGGUCACACACAGGUCAGGCAGACCUAAGAUGGGUUUCUCUCCACACCUUUGCUGAUACAUAGACUUUUUUUUUAAGAAAUAAAAGGUAGCUGCUGCUUGGAGCUUUCCAUGGCGUUCAUCUAAUAAAUAAAUUAACCUGCGCCCUUCCUGUAACUUGAGCUGCUACGUUGGGCCGGGUCGGGAGGAGCUGUCCCUGGGAUCGCGGGUCGGGAGGAGCUGUCCCUGGGAUCGCGGGUCGGGAGGAGCUGUCCCUGGGAUCGCGGGUCGGGAGGAGCUGUCCCUGGGAUGGCUUCGCUGGUGGCACCGGCUCCAGCCUCUCCCCGGCUGCCCUGGCCGCUCCCUGGGCAAUCGCCGCGGCUUUCCCCGGCCGGGCGGGUCGGGCUCUGGCCGGAGGGAGCCGGCAGCGCCAUCCCUGCUGAGCGUGCCCCUGUCAGUGCCUUUGGAGAAUGACGAGGCUCAAAGGAGCCCGAUCCCGGCAGGGUUUGAGCAUCUGGAUUCCUCCUGGCACACCUGGCUCACAUCCCCGUGUUAAGGAGAGAGGGGUCGGGUGGUGACACUUGUCCUGUAAACUGCAAGGGGCUUUCUCCACAGAGGAACAUCCUCUCCAGUUCAGCUUCUUUUUAAUUAAAAACCCCCGAACGUCACUGCUAAAGGCAGUGCUCUUUGGUGGUUUUUUUCUUACUGGUUUUGAGAACUGGUGAGCAGAACCCCUGUCUGGAUCCUCAUGUCGCCCUCCCGUUGCACCAGCUGUUGAGAUGCACUAUGCUUGAUUGCAGAUUGUGUUCUAACGUUUAUUUUGUUGUUGGUUUUUUGGGUUUUUUUUGGUAUACAGUUGUUGCCUUUAUUUGUAAAAUCCUGUUAUAAAUAUAUAUAUAUAUUAUAUAAAUAUAUUAAAAGUUAAAACGUUUCAGAUGUCUAUUAUUUGUAUAACUACUUGAGCAUAAAGAAGUGAGAAAUAUGAAUGUAUUCUUGUUUCUGGGUUGUCUUUUUUUUUUUUUUUUUGAAGAGAAAUAUUCCGUUUUUCUCUCGGGAGAGGUACAGUGUUUAUAUUUUGGAGCUGCCUUCAAGGUGGGAUAUUGUACAUAUUUUUAUCUUGAGUAAAUGUUAAGUAGCUGUUUAAAAAUGCUUAAUAAAAUAAUUCUUUUCCUGUGGAAGAUAA
Vidua chalybeata is the source of this 3592-nucleotide messenger RNA. It is a transcript of the gene BHLHE40, whose product is annotated as basic helix-loop-helix family member e40. Gene Ontology annotation, cellular component: nucleus. Gene Ontology annotation, molecular function: protein dimerization activity; DNA-binding transcription factor activity, RNA polymerase II-specific; RNA polymerase II cis-regulatory region sequence-specific DNA binding. Gene Ontology annotation, biological process: regulation of neurogenesis; circadian regulation of gene expression; regulation of transcription by RNA polymerase II. The coding region runs from base 99 to 1328 and encodes 409 amino acids. NCBI's taxonomy places the organism in Eukaryota, Metazoa, Chordata, Aves, Passeriformes, Viduidae. The record is from RefSeq and is a predicted model, not a curated record. The transcript has 5 exons.